AUGGAACUUGCGCGCAUCUCUCUCAACCCUCUUCUCCCUUCCCCUUGCAAAUUCACUUGCGAAUUUCUCAAUCCGCGCCCCCUCCCUCCCCCUCGCCUUUACUAUUUCCCGAUUCCUCCAUCUCCCCCGCUUGCAUCUUCCGCACUCCCCUUUUGCGCCCUUUCCCCCAAUUCCCCCCCUCUGCAUUCCCCGUUUGCCUCCUUUUCCCCGCCCCUCCCCGUCAUCCUCUCCCUUACCUCUUCCGCUUUCCCCGUUUGCCUACUCCCCGCGCCUCUCGCGCCGCUCCGCCGCUCGCUCGUCCCGAGCAGUUACACUUACACCUCCAACGGUUUUGCCGCCUCGCUGACGUCAGCGGAGGCGAGGAGAUUAAAGCGUCACCCGGCUGUAGCGGCGGUGGAGGAGGACGAAUACCUUCCCGCACUAACUAGUAGUACCAGUUUUCGCGACUCCGAUACUUUUUCUCGGCUGCCCGAGGACGCACAGAGCGGGCAGGCGGGCGGGCAGGAGGACGGGCAGCUGGGCAGCGGGAGGAGGAGAAAGCUGAUGACUGAUUCGCCGGGUUUUCUUCGGCUGCCCGGGUCGCUGUGGGCGGCGAACGGCGGGCGGGAUAACGCGGGGGAGGGGGUGAUUGUGGGAGUGAUCGACACCGGCGUGUGGCCGGAACACCCGUCGUUUGCAGAUACACCAUCCAACCCGUACGGGCCUGUCCCCCGCAGGUGGCGCGGGAAGUGCCAGGCGACGCGGGACUUCCCCAAGUCGCUCUGCUCGCGGAAGCUCAUCGGCGCGCGGUUCUUCGCGGCGGGCGUGCGCAAGUCGUCCGCGGGGGUGAGCAAGGAGAAGGACUUUAUGUCGCCACGCGACGGGGACGGCCACGGCACGUGGUGUGCCAGCGCAGCAGCAGGCAACGCCAACGUGCCUCUGACUCUCUCCCCAUCCAGAACCCUCGGGUCAAUCUCAGGAGUGGCGCCCCGUGCGCGCCUAGCCACAUACAAAUCCCUUUGGGUCACCCCGGGGGGAGAAGCUGGGGCGUUUCAGUCAGACAUACGCGCAGCCGUUGAUGCGGCCGUAUCCGACGGUGUGGAUGUGCUCUCGUGCUCGUUUGGCGGGGCCAUCUCGCGGUAUUUCAACGACCUUCCAUACCUGCAAGCGUUCAAGGCGGGGGUGUUUAUAGCCUUUGCAGCGGGCAACAGCGGCGCCCCCUCCAAGGGGCAGAUGCUCGGCACCCUCAGCAACACUGCGCCUUUUUACCUCACCGUUGGAGCCAGCACCAUAGGCCGUGAGUACCAGGCCAACAUCACCCUGGGAAACGGAGUGCAGGUCACGGGGCUCGGCUUUGGCAGCGCGGGCAAUGCGAUAAACCUGCCCCUUGUGCUCUCCUCCGCUGCUGUGCACCCAUUGGGGACUCUCAGUUUGGCACGAGAAUGCUUCGCAUCAAGCCUCGACAAGUCAAAGCUCUCUGGUCGCAUGCUGGUGUGUAAUCUCAAGUCAAGGGACGUGCGGGAGGCGAUGAAAGACACCACCACUGCUGCUGUCGGUGCUGCUGCUGUGCUGCUGCUCUCCGCCUCUGCUUCCUCCCCGGCGCCCUCCCGCAUACCCUAUACAGACGUCCCCGCUAUUCACUUGAACGCGGAGGAUUCGGAGACUGUUCGGCAGUACCUCAGCAAGGCAACCAACCCCACGGCCUCCCUCUCUCCCCCCUUCACCACGUUCUCAGAUUCAGCCCCAUCAGUCGCCUACUUCUCCUCCACCGGCCCGCCUCUCAACCCUGCCUUCCCAGUCACUCCGCGCCUCCUCGCCUCAAACGACAUCUUAAAGCCCGACAUCAUCGGCCCAGGAUUCCAGCUCUGGGCUGCUUCCAGAGGCCUCACACUCUCCUCCGAGCCGCCCAAAUUCGCCUAUCUUUCCGGAACCUCCAUGGCCACCCCCCAUCUGGCCGGCAUUGCCGCCCUAAUCAUCCAGAAAAAACCAAAAUGGUCGCCCGCCCAAAUCACGUCUGCAAUCAUGACCACCGCAUACACCACCAACAGGCUCGGCAACCCCAUCCGCCGAACCACCAGCUCCGGCAAGAAGAGCACCGGGGUAACAGUCGAAGCUACCCCAUGGGAUAUGGGGUCGGGUCAUGUUGACCCCAUGCGGGUACUGAACCCGGGGCUUACGUUCGACGUGGGUUACAAGGACUACGUAAAUUUUCUCGCUGGGCGUAGCUAUUUUUACACCAUGAUGAAUUUCCCGGGCUUUGUCGGGGGAAUCCGGCCGGUGAAAGCGUUCAAUCUCAACCGUCCGUCGAUCGCCAUCUCGCGGCUCUCGAGACCAGUGGUGGUAAGGCGCAUAGUGAAGAGUGUUGCUGACGUGGCAGCGACCUAUAAGGCGAUAAUAAGGGGGCCUAGUGGAGUAAAAAUAGACGUCAAUCCAAUGAGUUUCACCAUCAAUCCUGGGCAGACGCAAAAGUUUUCGGUGCGGUUUCGGCCGAAGGGGAAGCCGAGCAAGGUGUUUAAGUUCGGAAGCCUGGUGUGGCGAGGUAAUCAGUCGCAUAUUGUUCGAAUUGUUAUGGCCAUUAGAACUGUACCUGUGACUCAGUUCCUUAACUAG
Messenger RNA from Closterium sp. Yama58-4, 2589 nucleotides. NCBI's taxonomy places the organism in Eukaryota, Viridiplantae, Streptophyta, Zygnematophyceae, Desmidiales, Closteriaceae. The record is from the annotation of a GenBank genome assembly.